Messenger RNA from Salpingoeca rosetta, 726 nucleotides. RefSeq lists its product as uncharacterized. The transcript is spliced from 2 exons. The record is from RefSeq and is a predicted model, not a curated record. NCBI's taxonomy places the organism in Eukaryota, Choanoflagellata, Craspedida, Salpingoecidae. The coding region runs from base 1 to 726 and encodes 241 amino acids.
AUGUCGCCGCAGAGACACGCUUGUGCAAACACCGACACAUCCUCAGCUUCGACAAGUCUGGCGAUUACACCCUCGUACCAACCACAGGCCGCCAAAGCCAACCUCUACGCGGCGUCGCAGGCGGAACAACGCAAGAUCAAGAAGUACCAGGCCAUCCUACGCGACCAGGGCGACUUCAAAUUUGUGCCGAUUGCGAUCGAGGCCGGCUCGGGCGCCUGGGGCUCGAAGUUCCGGAAGUUCUUCAGCAGCGACCUUAUGUCCACGACGGACCCACAAACACCACCACACGUGCGCACUUUUACCUCCAUGCACAGCAGCACGUACUGGCGGCAAGUGUUGUCCAUCGCGAGAUGCAAGGCUGAGUGCUACGCGAACCUCCGGUGCAUCGGCCAGAUGCCUCACGACAAGCGGGGCAAAAACCAGCCGGGCUCGGUCCGGGCGGGAGACACACACACUCCCCGCCAGAGCACCCAGACGGUACAACGAGCGCGCGCUCAAGCCCAGCGCAACCACCAACAGGGCAAGCGCACCCGCAAGCGCAAGCGUCCGCAGACCACACCCCCCGGCCACAGCGGCCAGCGCAGCAAUGACAGCAACAACGGCACUGCUGCCACCGCCGCUGCCACCGCCACCACCGACAACGAUGAGGGACAGCCACGCAGCGCCCCAGUGACCUCACGAAGCCCCGGUGGCCCGGCCGCAACAGAGCCCCCUGCAACUGUCUAA